Molecule: messenger RNA, 1158 nt
Organism: Talaromyces marneffei
Lineage: Eukaryota; Fungi; Ascomycota; Eurotiomycetes; Eurotiales; Trichocomaceae
Exons: 5
Coding region: 1-1158 (385 amino acids)
Source: RefSeq, a predicted model, not a curated record
AUGAACUCAACCGAGGUACUCCUUCAAAGCCCAGCGGCUGAACCCCUUCCAGGGGUAACGGCAGAUUUUGACAACCCACCAAAUCAUAGAACGGAGUGUAUUGCUCUCCUAACUGUCUGCAAUGUGGUCUGCACUGUCCUAUUUUUUAUUCGCGGUUAUACGAGGUUGUACAUCGUACGUCGUGUUACGCUAGAGGACUUAUUUGUUGUCCUUGGAUGGGGAAUGUUCAUCGGACACACUGUCUCUCUCAUCCUAUACGUAGAGGUAUCCCCAGGUCUUGACCAGUGGAAUAUGCGACCCGAUAGGUUUCUCAAAGUGCUAUAUUACAUCUAUGUCAGCUCGAUUUUGAACAGAUUCCUCAUGUUCUUCAUUAAAUUCGCGAUUCUCCUGCAAUAUAUUGAACUAUUUGCCCCAGCAAGAGUAAAUCGAAAGAUGUAUUGGGCUUGUCAUGGUUUGCUCUGGACGAACAUCCUAUUUUAUGUUACCGAGGUCUUUGUGGAAAUCUUUAGAUGCCACCCUAUCGCGAAAGCGUGGAAUUUGUUAAUCACGGAGGGUUCUUGCCCAGUCGAUUUCCUGAUACUCACUGUAGUGGCAGCAUGUAUCAACUUGGCAUCUGACAUUAUCAUUUUAAUAAUGCCACAGGUCUGCAUCUGGAAACUUCAAAUGGAACGCAAGCAAAAGACACUUAUCUCCAUAUUGUUCUUCAUUGCCAUCUUUGCUUGCAUAUCCUCGUCUUUACGCCUCCAAUUCUCGAUUCGUGUGCUCCGGAAUCCCGUCAACUACACGUACCAUGGAUUUCUAACGGGUGUCUGGUCCUUACUAGAAGCGACCUCGGCAUUUGCGGUUGCCUGCUUUCCAGUACUGCCCAAAUUCCUUCGCAACAGGAGGGAUAAGCUGAGACUAAAUGAGUCUAGUAUAUGGCGGAGAUUUACUCUGUCUGGCAUCGUUAGCACGAAAUCCAGCAGUGGACGAGACAGACUGUUUGACAAAAAUGCGAAUACAUUAUCGCCGGAUUCUGCAAAGAGUAUAUGCUCACAAGGCUGGCAUGAGCUGGAAGAUCCUAGGUCGAUGAGUAAGCAUAUACGAUCUGCUGAGCAGCUGUACGAGUCACAUAGAUCGACAGAGGAGUUUGCUGCGGGAGAUGAAUCUGUGGUAUAG